Phalaenopsis equestris is the source of this 834-nucleotide messenger RNA. Its product is annotated as protein PLANT CADMIUM RESISTANCE 8. The transcript has 4 exons. Bases 25 to 642 code for a protein of 205 amino acids. Lineage: Eukaryota; Viridiplantae; Streptophyta; Magnoliopsida; Asparagales; Orchidaceae. The record is from RefSeq and is a predicted model, not a curated record.
AACCAUUAACUCUCUACAACUCCAAUGGGAAGACAGAGAUUAGAAGACGAAGAGAUCACCGCAGGAUCUGAGCCGCCUCCUCGGCCUCCUCCCGCGGCUUCGCCUUCCUCCAUUAAUGGUUCUCCUCAACCUCCAUACCAUCCUCCUCCACCACGAGGCACGCCGGUGAACUUUGCUCCGGCGAGUCCUGCGUCUGCGUAUGACUCCAAAUCGCCUGCUUCCAAUAUUGGGAGGCCUUGGUCAACGGGCAUGUUUGACUGUGGGCAGAACCAGACCAAUGCUAUCAUGACGGCAUUUUUUCCUUGCGUUACAUUCGGGCAGAUUGCAGAGAUAUUGGAUGAGGGAGGGACGAGUUGCACGCUGGCCAGUUUUAUGUACAUUCUGAUGGUGCCAGCACUACUGACCUGCUGGAUCUUAGGCUCCAAUUACAGGAAGAAGAUGAGGAACAAAUAUAACCUCGUUGAGGCUCCAUCGGAGGACUGGACAGUCCAUCUUUUCUGCUCCUGUUGUGCUCUCUGCCAGGAGUUCAGGGAGCUUCAGCACAGAGGCAUUGAUCCCUCUCUAGGAUGGAUGGGUUUCCAGGCUCAGAAGCAGUGGAUGACGAGCACUGUUCCUCCCAUGAGCCAGUUUAUGAGCAAGUAAAAAAAGAAAGUUUAGAUUUGAAUCGCUGGCUGUGGGUUGUGAGGUUGUUUGUUAUUUUUUCUUGCGUACAGAUUGUGUUGUGUUGGUGUUGGCCUAUCUUUGCUGUGCCUCUUAUUCUUUCUUUGGUUGAAAACAGAACUGUUGCUGGAACUAUGGCUGAUUGUUUGAUGAAAUCAAUGAGUGAUUGCCUCA